AUGACGCAGGAGCUGAAAGUGAGAAGCUGCAGCUGGGGGAGGCUGCCAACAACAGCCAGCUUUAAGCAGUCAGGACGUCUCACUUUGUCAUUGUCCAUCCAGCGAAGAGCGAGCCCAACAGAGGUCGACGUGCGUGGGCCAAAGGACCAACGCUCGAGUCCUGACGGGAAUGUGCUAGACAGAGGUGAAAGACAGGGUGAAGAGGAGGAGGAGGAGGAGGAUGAGGAGGAGGAGAACGAACAAGAGGAGCUGGAAGUAGAGCAGCGUGUGAUCUCCGAUGAGGACUAUGACACAGAUUUGGAGCUCGAAGAUAAGGAGGAGGCAUAUGACCCGACGGGGCAGAUGUCCUACAUGGAGGCGUGUGAAAUGUUACAGGUGGUGCCUGCCUCUUGCGUCCUGCGGCAAAUGCAAACGAGCGAGCUGUCCAUGAUGCAUCGUGGUCUGGGGCCUCAGGGCACCAAAGCACUGGCGGUUCCCCUGGUAACCAACACUUCAAUACUGAGGCUGAACCUGCGAGAUAAUUGGAUGGAAGGAAGGGGCGGAGCUGCUAUAGCUGAGAUGUUAAAGGAAAAUUGUUACAUUACAGAGGUGGAUCUGUCCGACAACAAUCUUGGGGAUGAUGGGGCCAGAGCAAUAGCUGGUAUGCUUAAGGAGAACAGCACCCUGGUGAACCUGAAUCUGUCAGGAAACCAUUUCACAGACCGGUCCGCUGAACACCUCAGUCCAGCACUGAUCACCAACACCAAGUUACAGCACCUCGACCUCAGCCACAAUGCCCUUGGGGAGCGUGCAGGGCAAAACCUGGGAGACUCUCUGUUGGAGAACACGGGGUUGAGAUCGCUCAGUCUGGCCUGGAACUGCAUUCGCGGGAGAGGAGCUGUGAUGCUGGCCAAUGGCCUUGGGGGAAACAUUUUCCUUAGAACUGUGGAUCUGUCAUUCAAUGGCUUUGGUAAAGAAGGAGCCAUUGCUUUAGGACAGGCUCUGAAAGAGAACUCAGUUUUGGAGGAGUUGGAUGUGAGUAACAACCGAAUACCCCCUGAAGGAGCUAUUCGCCUAGCCAUGGGCCUCAAAGUAAACAAGACAAUCAAAUCCCUGAAUAUGGGGAGGAACCCCAUUCAAAAUGCUGGGUGCUAUGGGAUCCUCAAGUCUGUGCAGGAAAACCAGGAUUCAGCCAUGGAGGCAUUAGACUUUUCGGACAUAACAGUGAACCAGGAUUUUGAAGACUUGUAUACGGCGGUGAAAGAGAUUUUCCCUGCUCUUACAGUAAAUCACGGGGGCAGAAUUGGCACAUUCAGAAAAGCAAAAGCUUGA
Molecule: messenger RNA, 1311 nt
Organism: Chelmon rostratus (copperband butterflyfish)
Lineage: Eukaryota; Metazoa; Chordata; Actinopteri; Chaetodontiformes; Chaetodontidae
Gene: lrrc74b
Product: leucine rich repeat containing 74B
Exons: 10
Coding region: 1-1311 (436 amino acids)
Molecular function (GO): protein binding
Source: RefSeq, a predicted model, not a curated record